Adineta steineri is the source of this 231-nucleotide messenger RNA. The record is from the annotation of a GenBank genome assembly. NCBI's taxonomy places the organism in Eukaryota, Metazoa, Rotifera, Eurotatoria, Adinetida, Adinetidae.
AUGUACGGCGGAUACGGUGGAUAUGGUGGAUAUGGCGGUGGUAGUUCAGAAAUGAGAUCCGAUAUGUGGAUUCAACAAAAUAUUCCUGGUGGAUUAAACAGCAAUAUUGGCGAACGAUUAGAUAACUUUAUGGGUGGAAAUCCAAAUCCGACAUACGGUGAAAUAUAUGGUGGUGCACCAGGUGUUGGAGGUUAUGGUGGUGGAUAUGGAUAUUCAUAUGGAGGAUAUUAA